AUGUCUGAGGUUGAAUCAAACAAGAGACCAGCAGAAGAAGUAACGGAUGUUUCUAUUGAAGUGAAGAAGUCUAAAACCGAUGAGGUACCUAAGGGUGUUGCCUCCAUCAAACCUGAAUACAUAAUUUCAGCUUCUGAUGCUGAUGCAAUUUUCGAUGACGAUGCUGCAGAAGCCUCUACUGCUGUGGAGCAAGAGGAGAUGGAAAAGAGCAACAACAACAAUGGCAAGGGCAAAGGCAAGAACAAAAACCGUGGUCAAAAUAAAGCUAGGAAGUUAGUUCAAGUUAAGGACGAGAUGAAAAUCUGUCCGUCUAUAAUGGAUCCUGAAUCAGGUAAGCAAUGUCUUAAGGGCUCCGAGUGUAGCUGGUGUCAUGAUGUCACUGCUUAUUUGAAACAAAAAGAGCCUUGUAUCGAAGGUGCUUGUCCAGUGUGGAAGGAGUUGGGUUACUGCCCGAUGGGAAUCAAAUGUAGAUGGUUGAAAUCUCACUUCAACUGUGACACAAACACCUUGAUUUAUGAACAAGGUUAUGCUAGAGAUGAGAACAAGGGUGAAGUCAAUUUUGUGAGCCUUGCAGACAAGAGAUUGCUACAUGCCAAGAAAUUUGACUUCAAAACAAGCGAAGUAGCUUUAAAGAUGGUUGAUGAAGACAGGGUAGCAAAAAUGGACGCUGAAAAGAGAAAAGCGUUAGAGAAUGAAUUCAACGAAUCUAAGGUCAAGGCUUCGGAAAAGAAGAAGUUAGAUUACAAGAACAAAAAGGUAUUAUCACCAUUAACAACAGUUGGUAAUUUACCUUACAGAAGAUUGAUGAAAACUCUAGGUGCAGACGUUACGUACAGCGAAAUGGCCUUAGCCAACUCUUUAAUCAGUGGUCAGAAUAGCGAAUGGGCAUUGUUGAAAGCACACCAGAGUGAAUACCCCGGCUUUGGUGUGCAGAUUGCAGCUUCCAAGCCAUGGCAAGCUGCUAAGUCUGCUGAGGCCAUUUACAAAUUUGCCAACAAGAACGUCAGUGAAAUUAACUUGAACUGCGGUUGUCCAAUUGACUUAUUGUUUAAGAAAGGUGAAGGUUCAGCAUUGAUGUCGAGCUCUAAUAGAAUGAAAAACCUUUUGAAGUUGAUGAACGAUUGUAGUGGUGAUCUCCCAAUUACUGUUAAGAUGAGAAUGGGUAUUUUAGACAAGAAGCCUGUAGCCAUUGAUAUUGUGGAAAAAUUGCUGAAUGCCGGAGACGUUGGUGCAAUUACCAUCCAUGGCAGAUCAAGACAACAGAGGUACACCAAAGAAGCAAAUUGGGAUUAUAUCGAGGAGGUUGGUAAGGUUGUGAAAACAUAUAAUGAAAAAUACGAGGAAAUGAAAGAUGUUUCAGAUAGGCCAAAUCCAGUCUACUUGAUCGGUAAUGGUGACUGUUUCACCCAUGAAGAUUGGUAUGAGCAUACUGCCAGGCAAGGAGUGGAUACGGUCAUGAUUGCCAGAGGUGCAUUGAUUAAGCCAUGGAUUUUUGAGGAAAUUGAGGCUCAACAAUACCUCGACAAGUCAUCAACUGAAAGAUUAAGAAUUAUAGAAGAUUAUGCCAAAUAUGCAUUACAGCAUUGGGGUACUGAUGAGUUCGGCAUAAACACGAGUAGAAGAUUUUUGUGUGAAUUUUUGUCUUUCACAUACAGAUACAUUCCUGUAGGAAUUUUAGAAAAACUACCACCAAAACUAAAUCAAAGACCACCAAAAUGGAGAGGUCGUGAUGACAUGGAAACUUUAUUAGGCUCAAGUGACUACAAAGAUUGGAUCAAAAUUACAGAAAUGUUUAUGGGUCCUGCCAAUGAGAGCUUUAGCUUUAUUCCAAAGCAUAAAAGUAACUCAUAUGAAACGCCGAGAAACUAG
Messenger RNA from Pichia membranifaciens NRRL Y-2026, 1869 nucleotides. RefSeq lists its product as hypothetical. The coding region runs from base 1 to 1869 and encodes 622 amino acids. The record is from RefSeq and is a predicted model, not a curated record. Gene Ontology annotation, molecular function: flavin adenine dinucleotide binding; RNA binding; tRNA dihydrouridine synthase activity. Lineage: Eukaryota; Fungi; Ascomycota; Pichiomycetes; Pichiales; Pichiaceae. Gene Ontology annotation, biological process: tRNA processing. The transcript has a single exon.